Messenger RNA from Amphimedon queenslandica, 1549 nucleotides. RefSeq lists its product as uncharacterized. The transcript is spliced from 10 exons. The record is from RefSeq and is a predicted model, not a curated record. NCBI's taxonomy places the organism in Eukaryota, Metazoa, Porifera, Demospongiae, Haplosclerida, Niphatidae. The coding region runs from base 9 to 1538 and encodes 509 amino acids. Gene Ontology annotation, biological process: signal transduction. Gene Ontology annotation, molecular function: protein binding.
UUGACGCAAUGUCACAGUUGAAAUGCAUUGCAAUGAAGUUGUUGGUGUAUUGUCCUAUGAUAAAGGUCCUCUUCUCUCUCCUCCUCCUCCUCCUGUCAGGUGAUGUUGAACUCAACCCAGGACCUGGAACUCCAAUGGAGAUAGUAAGGAAGCAUUCAGCUAACUUAGCCGCGGCAGUAUCAGCUGAUGUUGACAGAGUAGCAAUUGCAUUGUCUACUGAUGGUUUAUUAAAACUAAGUGAUAGAGAAUAUGUAGUGACAGCAGUUGAUGUAUCUAGUUAUAGCAGAGCAUCUAGAUUAAUAUGUUAUGUCAUGGAUCAAUUAGAUCUAGUUGGUUCUCUUCUUGAUCAGCAACAAUAUUUAGUAAAAGUAUGUAAUGUAUUGACUCAGCAAGGUGGACCAAUAAGAGCAAUAGGAAAUGUCAUCAUUAAAGAACUAGGAGAAUUAGAAGAUAUUCCUGCUGUUCAACCUCUUGCUCAAGAUGAAUCUAGUGUUGCCAGGGAAGGCAAGAAACCCACUCAUGCAGCAUUCUUAAGGAUAUUUCAUUCUUCUGCUCACCAUUACAUGCUAAUAGGAACUGGAUUAAAUGUAGAUGUGUCUGAUUUGACACCAAUACCAGGCCAAGCAAUUAAUUGUCUUAUUAAAGUUAGCGAGAGGUGGUUUGAUGCCAAUAAAGAUAUCAGUUGGGAGAAAUUGAAAAAACUUUGCAGCGAUUAUCCUGAUGAACUUGGCAAAGCAAAAGCUAACCUAGACUUAGAAAUUGAAGCUAACCUAGAUAACACCAUUGAACCAGAUUAUGCUUUAUACAUUGGUGACAUAUAUUAUGUACUUCGAACAUUGAAUGAAGCUAAAUUCUCAGCGACUGCAUGGAUGGAUCUUGGGUUGCAGUUAGAAUUAUCUAUUCAUAUACUGAAUCAGAUUAAAGCUAAUUAUUAUGAGCCACAAAAGUGUCUUAUAGAAUGUCUAGAAAAAUGGCUUAAAGGAUAUGGUACAGCUACAGCAAUGACUUCCUUAUGUGAUGCUCUUGACAAAAUUGGUUAUAGGACAGCAGCUGAGUAUAUUAGAAAAGACAAGCUAUACCGUCUUAAUCAAUCAUCAAAAAAUCAGAAACAACCAUCAAAAGAUCAGAAUCAAACAUCAUCACAAGAUUGGACUCAGCCCUUAGAAGUUCAGAAUCAAACACCUGAAAAUCGGAAUCAAACAUCACAAGAUUUUGAUAGCAUAAAUAGCAAUCGACUGCAAGAAUCUCAUGAUGAGCGAAUUGAACUAAACCCUAACACUGGUGAAAUUGAAGAAACCACACAGAAAUCCAAAAAAGAAAAAUGUCUAAGAAUCUUCAUUAUUAUUUCAUUUGUAAUUAUAAUCAUGAUGCUAUUCAUGGCAUACUUGUUUCCAGAUAUACUUAAAGAAGUAAUAGAAACUAUAAUGUUUAUUUUUAAGUUGGUGGCGUUGUUGUUCUUUGUGUUAAUUGUAUAUUUGCUGUACCAUUUUUUACCAGAAAUUAAGACUUUAUGGACUAAAUCAGUAGGAACUUUAUAAUUCAUGAUAAU